This is a messenger RNA of Cylas formicarius (sweet potato weevil), 1240 nucleotides long. Its product is annotated as alanine--glyoxylate aminotransferase-like. The coding region runs from base 33 to 1205 and encodes 390 amino acids. Gene Ontology annotation, molecular function: L-serine:pyruvate transaminase activity; L-alanine:glyoxylate transaminase activity. The transcript has 7 exons. NCBI's taxonomy places the organism in Eukaryota, Metazoa, Arthropoda, Insecta, Coleoptera, Brentidae. Gene Ontology annotation, cellular component: peroxisome. The record is from RefSeq and is a predicted model, not a curated record.
AGUCCGAUUUGCCCAAGCGAUUUAGUUUCAACAUGGACGUAGCCCCGCCUCAAGAACUUUUUAACCCUCUGAGGGUUCCGAAUAAAAUCCUUAUGGGACCAGGACCCUCCAAUCCUGCUCCAAGGGUCCUUCGGGCUAUUGCUCAGCCAGUCAUCGGACACAUGCAUCCAGAGACCUUCCAGGUAAUGGAUGAAAUUAAGAAAGGCAUUCAAUACGUCUUUCAAACUAGAAACGAGGUCACACUAUGUAUUUCUGCGAGCGGACACGGCGGCAUGGAAGCGUUAGUCUGCAAUUUGAUCGAACCCGGUGACAAAAUUUUAAUCACGGCAAACGGACUUUGGGGAAAUAGGAUAGCUGACUUGGCUACAAGAUACGGUGGAGUCGUUAAAAAAUUAACAUCGAAAUUGUCGCGCAAUUUCAGUUUGGGCGAGAUCGAACAUGCGAUUGAGAGUUUUAGACCGAAAGUUCUGUUUACAAUUCAGGGAGAAAGUACGACAGGAGUUUAUCAGCCGUUAGAAGGCAUUGGCGAUAUUUGCAAAAGAUACCAAUGCUUAUUCGCUGUAGAUACUGUAGCAUCGCUUGGUGCAGUUCCAGUCUUCGUCGAUAGAUGGAAGAUUGACGCUAUUUAUUCUGGCUCGCAAAAAAUCUUAGGAGCUCCUCCCGGUCUGGCCCCUGUCUCGUUUAGUUCCGCAGCUGUAUCGAAAAUACUACACCGCAAAACUAUCGUGCCAGUCUACUAUUGGGAUAUAAUUCUCCUGGCUCAACAGUGGGAUUGCUUUCCAGGCAAAUCCAGAAUAUAUCAUCAUACGGUAUCCUCCAAUCUGCUAUGUGCCUUUAGAGAGGGCUUGGCAAUUAUUGCUCAGGAAGGGAUAGAGAAUGUGAUCGCGAGGCAUCAGCGAUGCGCGAGUCAACUCUAUAGAGGCCUGGAGAAGUUGAAACUCGAAUUCUUUGUUGAAGAGGAACACGACAGACUUCCAUCAGUUACAACCCUUAAAGUUCCAACCGACGUGGACUGGAACACGGUUCUUGAUUAUAUAAUGGAAAAAUACCAGCUGGAGGUUGGCGGUGGUUUAGGACCAACCGUUGGCCAGGUGUUCAGGAUUGGUCUAAUGGGCUACAAUGCCACUCCAGAAAAGGUGGAAUUUGUGUUGUCUGCUCUGCGAGAAGCAUUGGCAUAUGCAAGAACGAAACCAUCGAAAUUGUAAAUGGUGACAACUGUUGAAAAUAAAUAAAUUUUGCA